This is a messenger RNA of Triticum dicoccoides, 1681 nucleotides long. RefSeq lists its product as uncharacterized. The record is from RefSeq and is a predicted model, not a curated record. Bases 689 to 1681 code for a protein of 330 amino acids. The transcript is spliced from 7 exons. Lineage: Eukaryota; Viridiplantae; Streptophyta; Magnoliopsida; Poales; Poaceae.
UAUCAUUUCCUCCGACUCAGAGCCCUUACCAAGACACAAAGUUCGACGAGUGAUCCGUAAAGUAAGGUUUUCUAACCCCUUAGCUCACUUGGAUCUCAACUUUCAUUUGAAAAAGCAGCAGCAUGAAAGCAGUCGUGAAGUUGAGAUUGAAGAUGAGCCGGCUGUCGUCCUUCAACAGACCCCUCGGAAACGUUCGAACGAGGAGGUGUCUCAUUCUUCAGGCGACUCAUCACAAACACAAUUCACGGCUUCCAAGACUGCCACUGGCGGCCAGGCUAAAUCCAAGAAGGCGAAGGUAACAAAGCCGGCGGAAGACCCGCCAGUACCAAUGUCUGAGCCGGCUAGGCCGCCUUCUCCUUUAACUGCCACCCCAGAAGACCCGCCUAUUAUCCAUGAAGCAAAUCCUUCGGAGCUGUCCCUUGACCAAGCCACUAUGAAUCCUUCCACAGUUGGACCGUCAAGCUCAACUGACCCGCCGUCUCCACAUGUUCAAGAUGUUCAAAUUACUGGGAGCCGUUUUGUUGAGCCGGGGAAUCCAACGGUGUUGGCUCGGUGCACAGCUAAGUAAGAAGCAUUGGAGAGGCAGAAGGUUCGCUUUGAUGUUGCCAACUACGACCGUCUUAAUGCCAGUGAUAUUCUAUCCGGCUAUCUCAGUCAUGUACACUCCAGUCGUGAGUCUGAGAUCGAGAUGGUCAAGCAACUUCAGUUGAAAUAUGAGAAUGCCUUGUCUGAACUAAACUCUCAACUGACUGACGCAAAGACCUGGUUAGCGAGCCAGGAGUCAGAAAUCAAGUCUUCCACCUCCAAACUGCAAUUAAGCCUUUCUGAAAUAGAGAAUUUGAAAGCCAGCUUUGCUGUCAAAGAGAAAACUUGGGAGGAUGAGAAAACACUUCUGACCCGGGGAGCUGAGACAGCCGAAACAGCUCCGAAGGAAAUAUCAACCGAGCUGAACGGUUUAAAGGGCCGGGUGUCUCAGAUGGUCGUUGCUAUCUUUGGUCCACGAAGUAAAAAUCUGAGCCAAGGCCCGUUGAUUAAACUGAAGGCUGUAUACACCUUAGUUGAACAAUUGUACAUUGGUGCACAAUGGGCUCUGGCCGCUAUCUCUCCUGCAAAUCAAGGACCCAACCGGCUUAGCGAUGUCCUGAAGAAGCUGUCCUUCCUUCCGGCGAGAUUCCAAGAAGUAAAAUGCUCCUGCGCGCGAGCCGGAGCUUUGACUGCCCUAAGCCGCUCCAAGGCUUGGGUGCCAGACCUAGACCCAGCGGACGUGCCAAGAGGUUAUCCUACUGUGAAGGAGGACGGGUCUCCAUUUGAUCAGGAUGAUUUCAUAGCGUGUGUACGCGAAGUCCGGCCUCAGGCGACUAGCCUUGGAGAAGACACCAAUGUUGACAAGUACCAGCCAGGUUUUGACAAUGAAAAUAAGAAGAUGGCCACUCCUUCAUACAAAGUAGCAGACCUGAUCCCACCUGUGAGAGAAGAUACCUUUGCUCCGGAAAUUGAACCGGUCGGCCUGAUUGACGACGAAGUUUCGGCCUCGGUGUCAACAUCCAACUUGAAAGAGCUCAACCAUAAGCUUGAUCGGUCCGAGAAGGACAUGUAUCUACUUAAGAACCAGAUGAAGCAGGCUCAAGCUUCCUCCUUGGAGCUUGAGAUGCUUCGGUCCGAGCUGCAAAAGGCUCGAUAG